UUCAUAUAUAGCUGCCUGUUUAACUUUCUUCUCUAUGUUUCAAGCUUGUUGUGCAACCUUUUCACAACUGCAUUAGGAAGGUAAAAAAAAAAAACUUUACACACACACACCUCUGUGUGUGCCCGUCCUAGUCUCUUUCAGCUGUAAGAGCUGGAUCCGUCACUUGUAAAGUGGUUACUCAGGUAGAGGUAAGAGACUAUCACUGCUCGUCGUGUAUAUCACUGUGUAUACAUUGUGUGUGUGCAUAUAUACCUAUAUAUCUAUACCUGCACACACACACAUGUAUAACUAUAUAUGUGGGCGUAUUACAUAAAUGAGUGUGCAGUGUAUAUUGUAUAUGUGUGUAUACACGCGCACACACGUACAUAUAACUUAGUCGACCUGGAGACCAGAUAACGCGUCGUCAAAUGGCUAUUAGCGGAAAAAAUACAUCCCUGUUGAGUAAAAGUGAAGUAGGAGCGAAAUGGAGGAAACGAAAGAACAGUAAAUAAAUAGAUAUAGAUUAAUAAGAAAUAAAAUAAUGAAUAAGUACAAACAACAAGAUAAAAUUAAAGCCAAAAAGAAGAAAAAGAUCGAGAAACUUAAUUUUGUUGUAGUUUGAGUUCAUUACAUCCAGGACAGUCGUUUGCAUUGGAGGACAAAUAUAUAUAUAGAUAGAUACACCCUCACAAGACGAAAGCGGAUUAUUAAAUUACAAGUGAGAAAAUAUCGGAGAAAUUAGGGACCAAGGAACGUAUUUGAAAAGUUUCCUGUGUUUUUGUUGCAAUACUUUGGUUUGCAAAAACGAAAAGAAAGAGGAAUUUUUAUUCAUUUAUCUGUGUUUUCCCGCUGGUUAGUGUCGGUCCGAACUGUUGGAUACAUUCAUUUAUUCUUAUUGUUGUUGUCAAUGUCAUGUGUUCGUGUUCUUUGCAACGUAACGACAGCAGCCGCAGAUCGAAGUAUGCUAACAGGAAGGAUGUUUCGAUAGAAUUGGAGGAUUAUUACCAUUUAAUCGACAUGGAAGUUCAAAAUGCUAAGGAGUUGCCCGAAGACGAUCUCUUCGCGCAGCUCGCCCAAAAGGACCGGGAUCUAAUCCUUGCUGCAGAACUUGGUAAGGCCCUCUUGGAAAAAAAUGAUGAACUUCUGCGAAAGAACGAAACGUUAGUGGAGGAAUAUACAUUAAAAAUCGAUGAGUUGGAGCAGGAACGCCAUGCAUUGCGUUUGAGGCUGGAAUCAUUAGAGGCUGAGUAUGAAAACACUGUGAAGGAACUUCAGGAUGAUGUCAACCAGCUGCGACAGGACUUACAAGGGCAGCAGCAACAGCUGACGGCAGGUGAUAAAGACAAGGUGAAUAUCAUACGGGAGCUGACGCAUCAGAAUGAACGGCUGAGCGACCAAGUGCAACAUGCUGCUGAAACGGAAGGACAACUUGUUUCAGAAAUAGAAGGAUUACGAUCUCAAGUCUCCUUACGGAUGUCAAUGCCUGACCAACUCGAUCAGUUGGAUGCACUUCAUGCUAAGAUAAAUGAACUGACAGAGAAAAAGUGUGAAAUUGAAAGAAAAAUCCAUUUAUUAACAGAAGAAAGGGAUUCUUAUGCUUGUAGCUUGGAAGAAUCUCAAGAGAGAAUUUUGAUGCUAGAGAAGCAGAAACUAGAACAAGAAUUACAUAUCCGUAACCAAGGUCGAGAAAUCUACGAACUUCAGGAGGUGAACCACCAACUCCAGGCCCAGAUCGACAAUUUGUCUCAACGAACAUCAUACGGAAACACAGGUCCACCCAGUCAAACCCUCUUCAAUGAACUAUCGGGUCUUUCAGUCGACAGUGACAAAGAACCAGCUGUCCUAUCGGUGCAGUCGGAAGCAUUGACCAGUUUGACCCCACAAUCAAUGAUGAUGAUGGAUAUGACAUUCGAGGAUGACAUUGAGUGUGAUGACGAAUGUUCUCCGAUUCCUCUGGCAAAUUCCACAAUGUCAACACAUUUUAAUCAGAUCGGAACACACUGCAACCUUUCCGAGGAGUUUCUAAAUGAGAUUGUCGAAGUAUACAACCUCCUCUGUAAAUUAUGUACCAAACUUCGGACACAGAACCAGGCCAAAGCCAUUAGCGAUGGCAGUGACGUGGAUUGUGUUGGCCCAGUCAAAGAGACUUGUAAUUCUAUCAAUGACAUAAAAUCUGGCCAGCUACGAUCGCUCCUACGUGAACUACAACAACUCAUUCACAAUCAAAUAUACUCAGCCAAACAUAAAGAAACUUGGAACCGGUUAUCUCUGAAUGGAGAUAUUAGAAAAAUGAUAAAAUUUUUUGAUAUAAUGGAUGGGAGCAAAGCUGCUGAUGGUGAAUCGCGGAAUGCAGAUGAAGUGAGAAAAGUCACGUUAAUGGCUGAACAGAUCCACGAUUUACAUGUUGAACUGAAUGGUGUUCGGACACAUGUUUCUGGGUUGCAUGCUGAUUUGCAGUUGCGGGAUCAGCAACUGCAGCAAAAAGCCACAGAAGUUUCUGAACGUAACACUAAGAUUGACAGCCAACAAGAAGAGCUGUUUAAACUCCGUGCAUAUUGUGAUAGCUUAGAAGACAAAGCUUUAGGUGAUCUCUCAAGGGAUGAAGUCCUAGAGCAAGCAAGACGAGACAGAAAUGAGGCCAUGGAGAUGAAAGUUCAAAUGGAGAAGGAAUUAUACCAAGCCAAGUCUGAAAUAAUGAGUCUAAACAACCAACUGAUGGCUGCCAUUCAUCAGAAAGUUAUGGUUUCUCAACAGAGAGAUCAGUGGCAGAAUGACAUGGAGGAUCUGAUCGACAUUCAGAUGCGCAAGAGACUGAUCCAAGAGACACGGAACGAAUUGGCAGAAGAACGAAUCAAGGAAAGCAAAGUGAAAAGAACUUCUUCCUUCUUUUCUCGUGUGAAACACUGAACUUUAACCUCGACUAUAAACUCUCUGAUUUCACAAACUGGAGAAUGUGUGGCCUCUUUGACUCUCCAACCAUAUCAUCACCAUAUAUAUAUAUAUAUAUAUAUAUAAGGACUUUACUAUCGUGUCAUUGUGUGUGUGUGUGUGUAUAUAUAUAUAUAUAUACGUACACCUUCAGACAUUCAAAACCCCCCAAGGGGGUGACACUUGAAUUCCUUGUAAUGGACCCUAUUUCAUGUACCUGUUUCACCUUUAUGCACCUGCAUCUUUUUAAGUGGUUCCACUGAC
This is a messenger RNA of Octopus bimaculoides (California two-spot octopus), 3171 nucleotides long. Its product is annotated as BICD family-like cargo adapter 1. Lineage: Eukaryota; Metazoa; Mollusca; Cephalopoda; Octopoda; Octopodidae. The record is from RefSeq and is a predicted model, not a curated record.